GCCGUGGGAAGCCCCCCCGAGGAGGCGGAGGCGAGGAAUAGGAAGCAGCGAACGGGACCGCCCAAGCUCAGGCUGCGAGCGAGCAGGGCCGGGAAGUGGCCCUCGGGGCGGGCUGCUGAUCCGGGCGGCUGCAAGAUGAGCGCCGCCAGGGAGUCCCAGCCUGAGCGCGGCCACGGAGUGAAGCGAGCGGCCUCCCCCGAUGCCACCUUCUGUCUUGCAGCUUGGAUCUAGCAGCUGGGAGGCAGCAGACCUGGGUAAUGAAGAAAGAAAGCAAAAGUUCUUGAGACUUAUGGGUGCUGCAAAGAAAGAGCAUACUGGCCGCCUUGUUAUUGGAGACCACAGAUCAACUUCUCAUUUUAGAACAGGGGAAGAAGACAAGAAAAUGAAUGAUGAGCUAGAAACUCAGUUCCAGCAAAGCAUGGAUAGCACCAUGUCAGGAAGGAACCGGCGGCAUUGUGGACUCGGCUUCAGUGAGUUUGAAGAAGACAAGGGAGAUCCAGAGGAUACAAGAGACUCUCUGGAGCCAGAAAGCUCAGAGGACUCAGAAAGUGAUUCUGAGUCUGAGCAAGAAGAGGCUGCAGAAGAGGCUGCAGAAUCUACUGAAAAGCACAGCGAUGCUGAAGAUCCUCAAGCUAAGAAAAAUUCAAAAAGCAACUAUAAAAUGAUGUUUGUUAAAUCCAGUGGUACAUAACUACAGAUCAAAUCAGCCUUUAAGCAAAGUAAGCCUUAUGGUUACAGUGCAAAAGUAUUGGACUGCUUACAGCACAGACCUUUCUAUUAUGGUUUGAAUAAGGCCCUUUUAAAGAGAGAAUAGUGUUUGCUUUUCCAUCGCCAUGAAACUAUUUUUAUCAGCAUGACUGUAUCCAUUUUGUUUUGUAAAGUAUGAAAAUAAAAUUGGGCUGGUUGGGGGGAAGGUGCAAGUUAGUUCUCGAUCCCCUUUUACAUCAUUAUUCUGUCCCCCUUCCUAUUCCAUGAUGGCUAUCAAACCUUUCUUAAGCUUGUUAAAAUGAUUUAUCGAAAUGAUA
This is a messenger RNA of Zootoca vivipara (common lizard), 1025 nucleotides long. It is a transcript of the gene C1H11orf58, whose product is annotated as chromosome 1 C11orf58 homolog. The record is from RefSeq and is a predicted model, not a curated record. Lineage: Eukaryota; Metazoa; Chordata; Lepidosauria; Squamata; Lacertidae.